CUCGAGGCAACAAUUAAUGACCUGAUUAAUGACACUUCCCCACACCCCAAUCGGCCACAGCAAGCCCUAUCUACAAGCGGUCAAUAUAUCUGAUAAGCGAAUGGCAAAACCGGAGUGUGAAUCUGAGCUUGCAGGACAACAACGCCAGGAUUACCGCCAGCCGAGCGCAUUACCUGGUUUUCAGUAGCCUGAGUCUACAGCAUAGGCAGAAGAAAUCUGAUUCAGAAUUUGAUGGCGCCCGCGGCCAUGGCGCCGGACCGCCGCGUUGCCCUCGCACGAGUAAUAAGUAUAGCCACCACGUUGCACCUCGCGACGUUAAUUUUGAAUUCGCUACUACGUCCAUACUGUGGAGAUGUGGUCACGCCGAGCUUUUUGUUGGGGGCUCUGCCUACUCCGCUCGGCUACGCGAAAAAGUUCCCCUGUCACUGGGGCCCGCUGGGGCGCUCAUACCACAUUCUGACCACAAUUGUGCCAACAUACCACGCGGUCUUCUCUCUUCAAGGGAGCGCCGUCUGGAUCUCUAUCGGCUUCCACUUUGUCGCGGCGCGCCUCGCGCUGGCGCUGCUCCACGCCACGCUGCGCGUGGACCCGCACCACCGCAUGGACCGAAUCCUGGCCUCCAGCCAGCGGCUGUGCGCGGUGGGGCACCUGCUGCGGCGCUCGCUGCUGGCGCCGGCCGAGCUGCCCAGCGCCUCGGCCUUCUGGUACCUGCGUCACAUGUUCUGCUGGGACCUCAUCUCCAACAUCGUGUUCCCGAGCGGCCUGCGCCUUGAGUGCGCAUAUGCCGGGGUAGCGAUGCUGGCCCUGGCCGCCCUGUGCGCCCGCUUCCACGGGUCUGGUCACCUGGAGGCCGCGUCCGAGAUGCCUGGCAUCAUGCUGCGGGAGGCGCUGGGCCUGGCCGCAAUCCUGGUGCUGGAAGUCGUGCGGCUGAGGGCCAGCCGCCGGGCGCUGGCGAUGGGGGCCGGCGGCGGCGGUGGCGGGCAGGGCUCGGGCGCGCUGGCGCAGCCCGGGCGCGGCCUGAGCCGCGUUCGGAGCCAGGGCCGCGGCAGCGGGGAGACGGUUGGGGCGUUGGGGGCGGCGGCCAGCGCGGCAGCGGCCCUGGCGGGCGGCAGCGGCGAGGCUGGUGGCCUGGGCAGCAGCACGCCUGGCGGCGCGUGGGACAAGGAGAAAGAGCUGGAGGUUGCCACGGAGAAGGGCGACGUUGGCAGUGGCGAUGAGGACUGGCAGCUGGGGUGGCUGCACACGCGGGAGCAGGCGCUGGAGCGGGAGCAGGAGCGGGACGCGGCGGCGGAGCGUGUGGCGGAGGGCGUCACAGACACCGAAGCGAGCACCAGGCUGCGCCAGCGCAUUUCGUCAACCUCUACGUCCGGCGCCGCCUUAGCUGACAUCAGUAAUGCCUCAGCCCAGCCUGCUCCGCAGCCCACCGCGCAGCCGAGCUCACGUCAGGGCGUGAUGGCGGCUGUGGCGGCUGCCGCGGGACCGCCCGUCGUACUGCUAGGCGGCAGCGGCAGCCCCGGCGGCCUGGGUGGCGCAGGGGCACUGCGCGGCAGCGCCAGCUCCGGCGUUGACGCGCGUCAGAGCCGCGACCAGCCGUCCACGUACCCGGUGGUCCUGACACGCCGCCUGCCACCCGGCGGCCUGCUCAGCCUGGCGCAGGCCGUCCAACGGAGGGCGCAGCUGCUGCAGGAGCAGCCGCAGCAGCGGCCACGCGAUGUCGCGGUGUCGGCGGCUGUGGCAGCGCCUCGGCCUGCACCGCCGCCGACGCAUGAUCAGGGCCUGCCGCAGCAGCCGCUGCCGCUGUCCCUGUCGCGUCAGGCGCUGCUUGCGCGCGCCGCCGCAGGCAGCUUCGGCCCGCCGGCGGCCGGCGCUGCGGUUGAGGCGGUCACGCUGCGCCGGCCCGCCCUCGGCACCCUGCCCAUCGCCGCGUCUCCGGCUGCGCCUCUGGCCGCAGUCGCCGCGUCCUGCGCUGCUGAGGCUGCCGACGUGUCUAACUCCCAUUCCCUCUCCCAGCGCCUGACACCGCGGCCGUUGUCGGUGUACGUGGGCCGCACGCGCAUGUCCAGCACGCGCAUCAAGAUCCGCGGCGGCGCCGACCCCACCCACAUCCCACCCGGGUACGGGGAACGCGUGGCGGCGGUGGUUGCGGCGGCGGGGCUGCACCUGGAGGGCGUGUACGUGCGCCGCGGCUGCAUCGAGGUGGUGCUGGAUGUGCGCGACCUGGGCGGCGGCGGCGGCGGCGGCGGCAGCGGCAGCACUGGCCGCAGCGCUGGCACUGACGGCAGUACUGGCGCCAGAGGCAGCGGCAGCGGCAACAGCUUUAGCAGCGUCGCCCCGGCUGACGGCGCCGCAAGCGCUGACGGCGCCGCAAGCGCUGACGGCGCCCACGGCCACGGCCACGGUCUUGAUGCCCACGCCCCGGGCUCCACGGCCGCGGCGGAAGCCGUCGCCUGCGACUUGCCUGAGCUGGUGGACAUCGGCCUCAUCAUCCGGGCGCUGCGGCUGCCGUACGAGGUGUCGUACAGCGGGCAGGGCGACAGCGCGUACGCCGACCUGUCCGGCUACGUCAGCGCGCCCGCCAGCGACCAGCAGCUUCCGCGGCUGCCGGAGCCGCAGCCGACUGAGGCGGUGGUGGUGGGCGAGGCUGCAGGUGAUGCGGAGCGUGCAUGGGCGCGGGCCGGCGGUGUGCUCAUUGGGGAUGGGAUCGUGCUUGGAGGCCUGGCGGAGUACGGCGGCGAGGGAGGCGAGCUGGAGGCGGAGGAUGGCGUGGCGCUGUGCGGCCCGGACAGCCGCUGCCGCAGCCGCCCCCGCUCCGACGGCCUGCUGCAGCGCCUGCAGCAGGGCCAGCGGUCGCCGCAGCUGCAGCUGGGCUCGGGCGGCGCCGCUGCCGACCGGGCUGCCGAGCCAGGUGCCGCCGCCGCGCACGGGCCGGCGCCGUUCGUGGUGUCUGUUCAGUCGCUGGCCAUGCUGCCCGCGGCGCCCACCGCUGCCGCCACCGCAGCUGGCAGCAGCAGGGAAGCGGCCGUGUGUGUAGAGGACGGCAACAGUAGUAGCAGCAGCAGCAGCAGCAGCCUGGGCAGCUCCGGCGGCGCCAUGUCGUUGUCGCUGACGCUGCUGGUGUGGUGCCCCGACAGGCGGCCGUUUGAGGUGCACGUGCGCUCACACGACCGCUACCUGCCCACCUCGCCGCCCAAGGUGUGCUGGGAGCUGCAGCCGCUGCCCGCCGACGGCGCCACUGACCCCGCCGCUGACGCCGACACGGCCGCCUGCACCCCGACCGCGGCCGCCUCCGCCGCCACCUUCACCGCUGUCUCCAUCACCGCCGACGCCUUGCUCUCUGGCGCCGUCGACACCGGCACUGAGACUUCCACCGACACCACCACCACGGGCACGCGCGGCACAGGCACCACUGGCACGGGCGAUGGCUACCUGGCCCUGGCCUCCCUGGAGGUCCACAAGCUGCCGUGCGCGCCCGCCAUCCUCAUGGUGGACGUGCGCAUGCAGGGCGGCAGCAGCGCCACCAGCGGCGGCGCCGCCAGUGCGGUGCCGGUGCUGCUGCUGGAUGACCCCUGGGUGGCCAACGAGAUUCACGGCGGCCUCAGCGACUGCCUGGCGGGCGGCUGCAGCGGCUGCGGCGGCGGCUGUGGGGAACCCGCCGCCGCCGAGGGCGCCGGCGCCUGCGGCAGCUACAGCGGUGGCGGCGGUGGUACCAGCGGCGCAGGCUGCAACACGUGCUUUCAGGACCUGCUGACAGACCUGGGCGCCUUCCUGCACCAUGUGCCCGCAGUGGCGCGCGCCGCGGCGGAGGCCGCCGCGGCCGCCGCCGCCGCCGCGGCCGCCGCCGCCGCGGCGGCCGCUGCUGCCGCGGGCCUGCCUGAGAUCGAGCCUGCCGCUGCAGUGAAUGCCGCGGCGGAUGCCGCUGCCGCGGCGGCGGUGGCGGAGCGGCAGCGGCGGCAGCUGGUGGAGCUGGGGCUGGGCCUGGCGGCGUGGUUUGCGGCGGCGCCCGCCACCUGGCCGCUGACGCUGGCGCGCCUGCGCCGUGACCUGACCGCCCUGGGCGCCACGACACAGCAGAUCGCCUCCGCCACAGCUGCAGCUGCAGCGGCAGGGGCAGGGGCAGGGGCGGCUGGAGCGGCUAGCGCUGGGGUUGUUGCAGGUGCGGCGGCUGGCAGCACAGACAGCCUUGUCGCCCCGACGGCGCACCUGCUCGGCGCCGCCGCUGCUGCAGCUGCCGGCACAGAGUCCUCGGCAAUGCCGCGCCUGCUGCCGGCUACCACCCCAAACCCGCCCACCAUUGGCGUUGCAGCUGCCACGGCCGGCACGCUGCCCCUGGGCGGCACGGCUUCUGUCACCACGGCACCUGCCACUGCGUUGCCCGACACAGCGACCCUGCUGCAGACCCAGGGCCACACGCACGUAGCCACGCCGAUCGGGGCGUUCAGUAUGUACGAGAGCGACGGCGGCCAGCUAUACAGCAGCAUGGGAAGCAGCGUCGCCGGCGGCGGCAGGCUGUGCGCUCUCAGCGCGUGCGCCGCCACCGCCAAUGGCGGCGGCGCAGGCGUCAGCAGCGGCUCCAUGUGGGCCGCGUGUGACGACAGCGGCGCCCGCGCUGCCAGCCUUGACGGCGUCGUCAGCGGUGGAGGCGGCGGCGCCGGCGGCGGCGGCGGUUGCAGGCUCGUCAGCGGCACCGGUGCUACGGGGGCGGCCGCGACGGCCACGGACGCCGGCAUGGGGCGGGAGCUGCAGCCGGUGGCCGCCAGUGGCCAGGAGGCCGGGGGCGCGGCGACCCAGUUGCUGCGGCCGGCAGGCGCCGGCCGUCGGGCCGCGUCCGAGGAGCAAGCGCGCGAGCGCGUGCCAGGCGCCAGCGGCGCGGCGGGCGGCGGCCUGGCCGGCCGGCUUGGCGGGCUGUUUGCGCGCUGCAACUCUUGCGGCAGCGGUACCUGCACCCGUCGCAACAACGCAGGCGCGAGCAGCAGCAGCGGCGCCCGCCGCAACGCCCGCCGCGGCGGCAGUUGCGGCGGCAGCCGUGACGGCCGCGGCGGCUCGGCUGGCGCGGCGGAUGGCACGCCGGACGUGCUGCUGGCAACCGGCGGCACUGUGUCCGCCUCCCCCUCCGACGACGAAGGCAGCGAUGAGCUCGCUGACGGCACGGAGAGCAUGGUGUGCGGCGUGUGCGGCAAAGCGCCGCCCUCGCCGCCGCAGUGGCACACGGCCCCAGCUGGCGCCGCCGCCGCCGGACAGAACGUCGCCUCCGUGCACGCUGGCAGCCCCGACACGGUUGGACAGGUUUCAGCCGGAGGCGCGAGGCCCGCGCGCCGCCCGCUGACGGUUGCGGUGGUGGUUGCGGCGGUUGUCGGUUUCGUCAGGGCCUUCAACCGCCACCUGGCGGACCCUUCCUACGUCGCCUACAUGAACCGGCACGCGGUCGCCAACGCCCACGUCAACGACGUGAUGGUGUUCCUGAGCAUGGCUGCCAUCAUGGCUCGCGGCCUACAGCAGGAGCCGCACUGGCGCGCCGCCCCGCUGCGGGACUUCCUCGCGCACCACGCCUGCAUGCUGCAGACGCUGACCGCCAGCGCUGUGGGCCGACUGGCCUGGCUGCUGCUGCCGCGCGCGCGCUGGGAGGCGCUGGUGCCGCACCUGCAGGUCGUGAGGUUCAUGGGCUACGUGGUCUCCGCCUCGCUGGCUGGCUGGGCCGGCUUCCAGAUGGCCACUGCGGUGGCGGUGUACCAGGCCAGCCCCGCAGUGUACGUGGGCGACGCCCUGGCGCUGUGCUUCAGCAUCACAGUGCUGCCCUCCACCGCCGCCGCCUUGUUCCUGCUGCGCAUCCCCACCCACGUGCGCAUGUGGGCGGUGCUGGGGCUGCGCCUGAGCCCCGUCGCCAUGUGGGCCCGCGCGCUGGCGGUGGCGGCGCUGUCCAUGGCGACAAACCUGGGCCUGCACGCCAUGCUUAUGGCACAGCACGCGCGCCGCAACCGCAGCAGCGGCGGCGGCGGGAGUAACGGCAGCGGCGGCAGCGCUGAUGGGGGCGGCGGCAGCGGCAGCCAGCAGCUGGCGGGGGCUGGCGGGAGUGGGAGUGGAAGUGGACAUGGGGGACGGCUGGUGACGGGUGGUGCGCUGGCGGGAGCAGGGGACGGCGCGGCGGGUGCUGCUGGCGCGUCUGCAAUGGAGGCCGCUGCGGCGGGCGUGGUGGCGGGCGGAUCUUCGGCUGGAGCCAUAAGGAGGCGGGUGCGUGCGGCGUAGCUGAGGCGGCGGUCGUCGCGUGGGUUUUGAAGGGUUGCUACGCACUCUGCGUCACGUAGCAUUCCUGGGUUCUAAUAGCACCUCGCGCCGCGGCCGCGGCGUAGGGUUGUGGCCGGGUGCAUCCUCAACUGGGUAGCAAGCUGCGAUCGGCUGGAGAUGAAAGGAGACUGACGACCCUUUGGUGUGGACUGGAUUCAUGGGUGCGCGGCAUAUGACAAACGCACUUCGUGGCAUAGCUACUUGCCAUGCUCGCAGCCUGCGCAGGCGGUAUCGCUCAAUAAGCACAGUACGGUGUGGUAAAGUGGCGACAGACCAAAGCAAAGCUUUCAAAGCUCAGCCGCCGCUUGCAUGCUUGCAGCAUGGAUACAGGUGCCCUUGCUGCGCACCGUGUUAUGUGUGCUAACGGCAAUGUUGUUGACGCUGCGGACGAUAGGACCUGGUCCGUGUACGGGAGAUGGUGCGUGGUGGGCGGUAGCUAGCCUUGAUAUGGUCAUCAUUGCAUUUUACCAUUCAAUUAUUCAUGGUUGUAUCCGUGAGCAACUACGGUACGGUAAUAGGGAUCCGGUCAUUUGACUGGAAUUAAACUAGCGCAGGGCAGUCAGGAAAAGCUGGCAUGCUCAUGAACUGUUCUCCUAUGUCGAUGACUGGAAACAGCAAUGAACAUGGACAAGGCUGGUUUGUGUUCGCUUUGGAUUCAUUCGCAUGCACACCAGCUGCGGUGGCACGGUAUCAUGGCUGCGGUUUGGGUGCUGUCACCUCAGGAAGCUCACGUGGUGCGUGACACGGGGUUAUUGUCGUGUCGGUCCCAAUUGUGGCCGUAGGCUUAACGGCCGGGCACCUGCAAGAGCCAUCCGGUGCCAACGUUCACGCCUUUAAGCAGAACUGCGGCAAUGUCACGCCGAUGUUGGUUACAUGAGAUUUACUUGUCGGUUGGGUUCGCUUCAGCUUGUUGAAUUAUGAACGCCGUGUCCCGGCACGGAGUAUUGUGGUCUGCCUCGUUCAGUCUUGAUCUGGAGGGUAUUGUAUGCGGAGAUAACCCCCCCAACAGGCCACCAUAUUGUGUACACGUGAUUCUAGGGUUGCGCCCUCGUACGCGUUCUUGCAAUGCAGCUGUCAGGUGGUGCGACGUGACUGGUCUGUGCCAGGCCGGGCAAUUGUAGUGGGUGUUUGCAUGUGGACACGACUCGAACUGUGCUCUGAUAGCUGCACCGACAAGGAAGUGGUUUUGCCUCUCCCGUCUGAGGCCGCAGGCGUUUACCUCAUCUCCCGGGCUGAUUCUUGCUAUGCACUCGUCAAUAAUAUGCGGCCAGAGCAUUGGUUGCGGUGGUGGGCCUUUAGGCCGAUGCUUACCGUGUGCGUGCUGUACGGUAGUUAGUUGCCAUAAUUGGCUCGGUAUGUAAACUGAAAGUUAUAGGCACGAACCAUUAAUGCUUGCGAGGCAAGAGCCGGCGGCUGUACCCGACGUGGUCACGGCUGUGUACGGUAAUCUCUGCGGCCCCUCUGUGUCGUCAACACCUGGUGAACACGGUGGCUGGAUGGAUGCUGGCCGGUGGGCAGGGGCAGGGGCAGGGUUGCCCUGCCAGUAGACAACCCAGCCUGCGCUUGGAGGGCUUACUGAAUAGUGGGGGUGGUCGACUGGUCGCUCAGUCGCUGCACAAGUGCACAGAUAGCACAGUACACGUGGCUGGGUUUCCAGCGACUCCAGCCCCCGGUGCCUGGUGCCGCAUAGCUAUGAGUCGCUUGGUGCUUUUACUGGUGGGUUGUGGCAGCCACUCGUCAGGCCGUUCAGUUUGCGACGCUUGCCCGCUGACCCAGGCUGACACCUGACCCGGACGACUACGGUAGGCCAUGCUCCGCAAGCACCGGCAAGCAGUGGGGCAGGCUGCUGGCCGCGGCUUGACCAGCCUGUGCAGGUCUGCCUGCGCCUCCACAGGCCCACCGCAUCUCUUCCAGCUGCCUUGUAACCCUCCUUCAGA
Chlamydomonas reinhardtii is the source of this 8216-nucleotide messenger RNA. RefSeq lists its product as uncharacterized. Bases 796 to 6240 code for a protein of 1814 amino acids. The transcript is spliced from 7 exons. NCBI's taxonomy places the organism in Eukaryota, Viridiplantae, Chlorophyta, Chlorophyceae, Chlamydomonadales, Chlamydomonadaceae. The record is from RefSeq and is a predicted model, not a curated record.